UCUGACAACACUAAAUCCGACAGCGGUGGGUGCACUCAUGUCGAAGGCCGCUAUCCAAAACUAAAUCAUUUUGAUUUCGUCGCUGGGACAGUUGUUACGGGUCGUUAUAAAACUUGCAUAUUACCUGCAUUAGGUACAUUCGUUAUUUACAUCAUAUCAUCCGCCUGUACCGGUUGUUAAUAACUUCCAAACUCGUACUGUUUGCGGUACUCGACACCCAAACAAUACUUCGUUAAGAGUGAGCAAAAGAAGGAAACAAGUUUAACAAUGAGUCAAAACAACGUCUACAACAACAAAGUUGAGGAGGAGUACAUGGAGAUCGUAUCUAAGAAUGCUUGGGCAUUGGUCUAUCAGAAAAUUGGCUUGCAAUGCCAACAGUACCAGCACUCGUGGAACGAAGCCAAGAAGCCGCAGAACAAGCCACUGAACCGCUACCGUGACGUCAACCCCUUCGACCACACCAGGGUUGUGCUGAAGCGAUGUGAGAGGGACUACAUCAACGCUAACUAUGUAACGCUGGACCGUGCCAACCGCCGUUACAUUCUAACCCAAGGUCCAUUGGCAUUCACCGUGGGCCACUUUUGGUUAAUGAUCUGGGAACAGAAUACAAAAGCUAUAUUAAUGCUAAACAAAGUGAUAGAGAAAAACGAAAUAAAAUGCCAUUGGUACUGGCCCCAAGAUAUCGGUGAAGCCCAUAAAAUGACCUUCAAUGAUGUCAAGUUAGCAGUUGUACUUGAAAAAGAGGAGGAUUGCUGCUACUACUCUACUAGGCUUUUCAAGCUUUACGAUCUAGAAAGCGGUGAGAGCCGCGAUAUCUUGCAGUUCCAUUACACCACCUGGCCCGAUUUCGGGGUGCCCACAUCACCAAACGCGUUCCUCCAAUUCCUGAAGAGGGUUCGCGAGUCUGGCGUGCUGGAUCCCACCGACGGGCCUCCAGUUAUCCAUUGCAGUGCAGGGAUUGGGAGAUCGGGCACAUUCUGCUUAGUCGACUGCUGUCUCGUCAUCGCCGAGAAAGAGGGGAUACAGAACCUGAACAUCCAGGAGACGCUUCUGGAGAUGCGCCAUCAUCGUAUGGGACUGAUCCAGACUCCUGACCAGCUGAGAUUCUGCUACCAAGCCGUCAUUGAGGGGACGAAGCGUUUGGACCCCAACUACGACGAAGACGAGCUGGAGGAAAGCAUCUACGUCAUGGUUGGUGAAGAGGAAGCCCCACCCCCGCCGCCUCCUCGCGCCGAGAGCCUCACCCGGGCUCCUGCAAGGCCACUACCGGCCAUACCUACCAGCGAGUCCCUUGGCAACCUGAAUCUGUCGGCACCUCAAGAUUCUAGUUCGGAUGACGAGGACCCGCCCACGCCUUCGACCCAAACCUACACCGGGUCACAGUUAUCAUCAGCUAAUCAUAGCAACUUGAAUCUAACGCAACAAGACUCCAGUUCUGACGAGGAUCCCCCGACGCCACCUUCCCGCACCUACAGCAGUUCAGCAUCAUCAGCUGAUGAUGAAGACGACGAGCCAUUCUUCAGCGUCGCCGAAAGCCACGGCAGCGAGACCACUGAGCUUCGUCGUCGCCGAACCCGCGAGCUGGCUGACCGCGUCUCUGCUAUGAAGAGGAAAGCAAGAGAGGCGGAGCGAUGGCAUGCUCUCAAGAGGUCCUUCUACAAACCAUUAACUAUCACCUUCGGAUUCAUACUAGCCGGGAUUAUUAUUUACACCUACGUUAAACAUUAAGUUGAAGGUCCCCGUUUGGGCUUUUCUUGAACCACCUUAUUAUAAAAAAGUAAAAAAAAGUACCGGUUUUACUACUAGGUACGCAAAUAGCGGUGACGUUCUAAGUGUUUGAAGGCCUAAUUGUUUAAACCCGGUACUUUUUAAGACCACGUUUUAUAACAAGGUGGCCCAAGUCUACCUUCAUAUUCACACUAGCCGGAAUUAUUAUUUACACGUUAAACUAAGUUUUAAACAUAAAUCGACGUUUGAAGUCUAAGACACAAAUGUGUUCCAAUAUUUAAUUUAAAAGUUUACCCGGGUCUUUGGUUCUGAACAGUAUUUUUUAUUAAAUUGGUGUUCAAUACAUAUCAUCAACUAACAGCUAAUUGAAACUCCUUACCGUAAUUAUUUGUAUUUUAUUUGAACAUAAAUAACAUGUAUAAAGUCGUGUACUAACAAAUUCGAAGGAGCUCUUGUUAUUCAAAAAAAACCGAUUCUAAUUUAUGAAAUCACUUUUAUCAAUAAUAUUCAUCUUUUGAAUUAAUUUAUAUUUAUAAUAACAUGAGAAUUUUGCGAACUUUUUGUAACAUAUUCAUCAGUUUACAAAAUAUUUAUUCAGUACAUCAAACGUACGUUUAAUCUCAUGUUAGUCUAAAAUAUAAUUACUAACAACACAAGGGCUCCUUUGAUUCAGGCUCACUGCCUAAAAUCGCAUCAAUCGUCAAUUGCCGACAGCGUGCGGUCUUGGACAGUGACCUUUAAUUCGUAAUAUAUCAACAAACAUACAUACAUACAUAAUACUCAAUAAUGUCACCGAAAACCUAAUGUAAUCUUAGUUGGUGUCAAUUUCUCUUCUUAUACCAAAAUAUCGAUAAACAGUGGCUCGUAUAUCGAUCUUUUGUAAUCGAUAUUUUGGUGCGAUAUGUUAGAUAUACGGUUCCUAUAUCCCUUUGAGUAUACGAAAAUUUCGGUACACACGAUUCUGUUAAUAUAAGCGGCAAAAGCCCCAUUUUAUGUAUAUAUUUAUAAUGUGCACGUACUUCGUCCAUCUAUCCUACGGUCAUAGCACACUACACUUUAAUAAAUGUUAAAAAUAUAAUCGAAAACAUAAAAAAAAUAUUCAAUAAUUAUUAUAUUAAGUGUACAUGUUACAGCCAAAGUAAUAAAUCUAGAUAUUAUCUAGCCAUUAUUCAUAAUGUCUACUCAAUUUAGAUAAAGUGAUAAUUGACACAGAAUUAAUCACAUUAACUAGCAAUUUUAUGUAAUAUCCUGACUUGACUUUGACUAGCUAUUAUGAAUAAUAUCCAAAUAAAGUGAUUAAUCUAUCACAUUGUCUAGUCAAUUUGGGUAUUAUAUAUAAUAACCAGUCAUUAUGAAUAAUAUCUGUUUUAGCAGUAUGGCUGUAACAUAUACAUAAUACUUUAUUUCGGAAAUGGAUGUCAAUUUUCUCACGUGUUAUAAUAAGGCACUUUAUUUUGUUAUACUGUUGUCUGAAAUUUCCCUCUUCAUUUUUGACGAUUGAGUUUUUGUAAGUUUACAAACAAAUUAAUGAGCUUAUUCUCAAUUUAGAGAUUUCCUAGGAAUUAUGGAUAGAUCGCGAUAAUAUUUCUACUUUAUAUUAUGUCCGGGAGAUAAAGGAACGGGGGCUGAUUUCAUCACAACGCUUCAAAUAUUCCAGAUGUAUAUAUUUCAGUGCUUGACAGUCUGUUUUCAGACGAGAGACAUAUAGCCUGAGUUUUUCAAAUAGUUUCUUAUAAUAAUUCGUAUAAGUUUAGUCAUCGGUCCCCGCACUGCGCAGGAGUCGUGAACCUGCAGUGUUGCCAACACGCAAACAUUUAUGUUCAGCUUUACUAUCAUUCAUAUUUUUAUUUACUUUAUUUUCAGUACACUUCAGUACACUUCUGUAUUAUUUUAAAUUUUACAUCAAUUCUAUUUAGGUGUAUUUUAAAAUCAAGUGAGGAAUAUAUUUUUAUGAAUUAAUUAGGAUGAUAUUUUUUUCACCGACUGAACAUGAGAUAAUUGGUGUGCAAUUAGUACCGCGUUUGAUUGGUUCGAUUGUAGAUUACUCCACGACCAGUUUUGAUGACGUGGCGUAAUAUAAAAAACAUUAUUUAUUAUUAUACGGAUCGUAAAGAUUUCAGCUUUGUAAAUGCUCGUACAGUGGAUAGGCAAGACCGCGAUUAAGGCGUUAAUACUAUUUAAAGUGUCGAACGUCUAAAGAUGCCUUUUGUUAGUUCAAAUCUGUCCGCAAACCUGGUGGUAAGGUAGGAUUAAUUGCGUUCGACGCGGAACAUUCUCGAAGGGAAGUGGGGGAAAAGGAAAGGUGCUAGAAUUAAAAAAAAACACACCCAACACAAGACUGUUUACGCCUCGACUUUAGUUUUAGAUUGGGGUACAAAGUCAAAAUUUUGUAAUUCGGUUUGUUCCUUUCAGGUUUAAAACGGAGGACGAUAAGAAAGAAAAUUGCGAGGAGACUGAGGAAAUUAGGUAAAAUUAAAGAUAAAGUUUUUUCUUAAAGUAAUUAUUAGCCGGAUAUGUGAUGCGCGGUACGUAGGGAAUGAAAAAAACGUCCGGUUGCGUUCAAUAUUUGUUCUCUUAUAAAAUUCGUUAUAACCGCCCGAAUAAUGGCCAAAUUCAAAAUUUUGUCACGCUCUCAUGUUGUGGUAUUUUUUUAAAUUAAUAAUUUCAAUCGGGAGGUUUAUUGGAAAUUUAUUUUUCUGCAUUUCUUAACAGUUUUCUUUGUACAGUUUUUUUAUUAUUAUUGUUGCAUUCGAUCAUUGUGUUCUCAUUGCUUUAGGCAGCUCUCGAUAAAACAAAAUUAUUCACCAAAAUAGCUUUCAGUUGAUUUGAUUUUUCUUAAGUAUCUGAAAUCACUAAUAUCGCACGGGCGUUUAAAGUCGACUGUUUCAUUUCAAAUAGGCCUAUAUCUAUAUAACCUCUUUGGAAACUUUAAUGAAUUGAAGAGAAACUUGUAGAAAACACACAAGUUUCGAAAUUGAGUUAGUUUGAUGAAUAACGCCCGUGUAAGUUCGUAGUAACUUUAUCUACACACCUAUUCCAUUGUAUUAGUCCAUCAUUUUUAUUUCAAACUGUAAAUACAUCAAAACACUAGUUUUAAGUCUACGAAUAUUUAAAUAGAUUAGAAUAAAAAUGCUUAAUAAUUAACUAAUGUAAUUAUACCUUUAUUGGGGAAGAAUUAUUUCGUGAAAAAGCAUAUUCUUAAUAUAAUUUUUAGUAAGGUGUUUGAAUGUUAGGAUCCCCGUUGUCCAUUUGUCUGAGAAAUCGUUUAGCCUUUUGAGCAAUAUGUUCAUAAUAGUAUAUGACAGUUAUUAAACGAAUCUGUUGAUUUAUUUGGACACCACGUUCACAAGUCAAUUUCUUUAAGAACGCGGGGUCGGUCUUUCUUUAUUAACUGUGCUUGUAACAAAACUAAGGCACAUAUUCUGUUACAUUAGUCCAAAAAAAAAAACACUCAGAAAAUUGAUAAAAUAUCGAUUAUUUAAAUGAGUAAUCCAGCUUGUUCCCCAAUGGAGGUAGAACCAUAAAGUCUGUACUACACUUCAUUUGAGUAGCAAAAAAGGUUAACUAUCUUGAUAUGACUUUUUACACUAUCAUAUAUUAUAUUAAACAAAUAAACAAUGUACUGCUACUGUAAAAAUAACGAUUCAAUUGACUUAGUUACUCCAACUGAGUUUAUAUAUAAAAAGUCAUGUCAAGAUUGUUCAUCUUUCACGCGUCACGACUCAUGUGGCGCCCUCUAUAACGACCCCAUAUUGGAAUUACUUGUAUUAAGCAUAUUUAUGCAGUAUUAUUUGCAAGUUGUAAACAAACUAUCUUGUUCAAGGUAACGAAAGUACCUGAAUCAAGAAGUUCUUAUUUGUCAUCUGAAAGGUACUUUUUGAAUUCUUGCAGCCGACUGCAAUUGUCGAACAUCUGACAGCGACUACACGUACUGUUGUUGCUGUUAUCCAAAACGGUUUCAUGUAAAUACUCACAAACCAGUAGUGCAGCUGGGGCCGACAAGAAUUCAAAACCUACCUUAACCACGAACAUGUUUUUAAGUUAAGAAUUCAUGUCUGAUUUCAGAAAUAUAAUUCAUGUAAUAAAUGUUGUGAGUAGAAAGUUAAUGUUCUUGUAGGUUCUGACUUACAGUAGUACAUUUUAUCGAAUUUUCGUGGAUUAAAUAUUACUCGUAACACCUAUUCUACAACAGUAUUUACUUUUGCAACCUAUUACUGAACCACUUCGGAACAAAUCGCACUUUACAAUAAAUUGAAAUGAAAUAAACUGAAAACUGGCUGACUACUAUUUCUAUUGCACUACACCUACACUCUAGGAAUAAUAACAUGUUUCCACAAUUGAACAGAACUACCAGCGUAUAUUGGUAAAACCCAUAACUUCUAAUAUCAUCAUGUGCAUCUACUCGGUGCAAUAGCUUACCUGCGACUCGCGCAUUUACCAAAGCAAAAUGCCCAUCCAAGUGCCCUUGACACUUGCGCAUGUUAACUUGCUCCAGCUACAUACACCGUGUAGACGCACCCUAAAUUGAAACAUUGAAUAGAGUCGAAAGUGGAAGGUAGGAGGUUCUAUAGGAGAUCUGGGUCGUUCGUUUCGCUUUGAACAAGUUUUAGGGAUCCGAUUAACCUCGUUGUCUUUUGACGUCUUACAGGCCCUGUUGUUGGACUUGUUUCUGCUUUUCAACAGUUUCCACCGCGUUGACAGUUUUCAUUAAAUAUCUAUAGACUAAAGUGUUUUCAGGUGUUUCUUAUGCUUCAAGUAAUAACUGCAUUUACAUUUAUUGAAUAGAAAUUGGUGUUAGGUCUUGGCACACUGAGAUAGAGACAAAGCGACGCGUCGCCGCGACUUCAUCUCAGUGUGUCAGUGUCCUUAUUUUUAAGUAUCAGGAAAAUCCUUUUUAUUUGAUUGGUACCUAUUAUUAAUCACACAGACAUCUACACACCAAUUUAGUUUGGUUCUUUCCACAAAUGUUUACUCAGGGCAUUUACAUAUAUCUUGAUAAAACUGCGAUGUAUUUAUAAUGUAUUCGUCGCCAGGUUACCUCACCUGCAGUUCAUGUACCUAUGUUCUAAGUUAAUGGAUUAAACGUUUCUAAAAAUCUCGA
Helicoverpa armigera (cotton bollworm) is the source of this 6829-nucleotide messenger RNA. RefSeq names its product Protein tyrosine phosphatase 61F (gene Bmptp-Z). Lineage: Eukaryota; Metazoa; Arthropoda; Insecta; Lepidoptera; Noctuidae. Gene Ontology annotation, biological process: peptidyl-tyrosine dephosphorylation; negative regulation of receptor signaling pathway via JAK-STAT; negative regulation of ERK1 and ERK2 cascade. Gene Ontology annotation, molecular function: non-membrane spanning protein tyrosine phosphatase activity; protein kinase binding. The transcript is spliced from 9 exons. Gene Ontology annotation, cellular component: cytoplasm; nucleus. The coding region runs from base 268 to 1728 and encodes 486 amino acids. The record is from RefSeq and is a predicted model, not a curated record.